Molecule: messenger RNA, 2561 nt
Organism: Electrophorus electricus (electric eel)
Lineage: Eukaryota; Metazoa; Chordata; Actinopteri; Gymnotiformes; Gymnotidae
Gene: dars2
Product: aspartyl-tRNA synthetase 2, mitochondrial
Biological process (GO): aspartyl-tRNA aminoacylation
Cellular component (GO): cytoplasm; mitochondrion
Molecular function (GO): aspartate-tRNA ligase activity; ATP binding; nucleic acid binding
Source: RefSeq, a predicted model, not a curated record
GGAGCUUUAAUUUCGUCAUAUAUUGUACAUCAUUUACGUACUUGACUGACCUGCUCCGGCAUCUGCUGGCGCUUCUUGUAACGAUUCACGGUCGAUGAUAUACGAGUUCUCCCAGCUGUGUCUGGGAGCGACAUGCUCCAUGCGGAUGUUCCGUGAAGGCGGUGUGCUCUAGACAGCUUUAAUUCAAACAAAGUGUUGGGAACAGCUUUAAUUAAACAGCUGCGGGGCAUUUCUCCGCUUACACGUCCACUAUGUCGUUAUUGUUUUUCUAAAUAUGAUCAAAUACUUCGGAAACAGUACACCCGAACAGUACACCUCGUUCUGCUGUCUACGUUGAGCUCUGCGGUAUAAGGACACAGGUGUGUGGCACCUGCGCGGCCCUUUCCAGGUGUGUUGGGCUCCAGGGGCCUUUUAAAGCAAGACCUUUCCAGCAUGGCGGGUAGAUGCACACUGCUGAGGACACGCCAUGCACUCAGAUGUCUGCGCCUAGUAACGCGUGUCAGGACAGCGCUGCAGGGAACAGCACACACUGCUCCACAGCUGGGUGUUCCAUCUUUGUCCCAGUCCUGUCGGUUCUCCACUACCCGCACGCCAGUCCCCGCAGGUCCCAGCAGGUUGUCCACACGAAGUCACACCUGUGGAGAAUUAUGUUCCAGGCACAUCGGAGAGGAGGUUACGUUAUGCGGCUGGGUGCAGUACUUGAGACAGGAUCUGUUUGUGAUUCUGAGAGACUUCAGUGGAUUGGUACAAGUUCUUGUCCCACAUGAUGAGUCCAAGCAUGAACUGAGGAACACAUUCUGUGGCCUGUCGGUGGAAUCGGUCCUCAUGGUCAAGGGAAGAGUCAAGCGUCGUCCAGAGGGCCAGGAGAACAAGAACAUGCCUACAGGAGAAAUAGAAGUGUGUGCUGAGAGCGUGGAGGUGCUGAACACCUGCCGGACUCUGCCGUUUGAAAUCAAAGACUUUGUCAAGAAGUCUGAAGCUAUGCGGAUGCAGUACAGGUACCUGGACCUUCGCUCGCCACAGAUGCAGGCCAACCUACGCCUGCGCUCGCGCCUUGUGAUGAAGAUGAGGGAGUACCUCUGCUAUCAGCAUGGAUUUGUGGAUGUGGAGACCCCCACCCUGUUUAAACGAACUCCUGGGGGGGCCAGAGAAUUCUUGGUGCCAAGCAGAGAAGCCGGGAAGUUUUACUGUUUGCCGCAGAGCCCACAGCAGUUCAAACAGCUCCUGAUGGUGGCCGGUCUGGAUCGAUACUUUCAGUUGGCCCGCUGCUACAGAGAUGAAGGCUCCAAGCCUGACCGGCAGCCUGAGUUCACACAGGUGGACAUCGAGAUGUCGUUCGUGGAGCAGGGUGGGAUCCGAGCUCUGGUCGAGGGCUUGCUGCAGUACUCCUGGCCCGAAGAGAAGGGAUUCGUCACUACUCCCUUCCCGUGCGUGACGUACGAGCAGGCCAUGCAGGACUACGGUGUGGACAAACCUGACACCAGGUUUGGAAUGAAGCUCACAGAUGUCACGGAGAUAUUCCAGGACACGCGGAUUGGCUGGAUGAGGGACGCCGUCACCCAAUCACACGGCUGUGUCCAGGCCAUCCGUGUUCCGGAAGGAUCUAAACAUUUGAAGGGCAAAGACAUGGAGUCACUGAAAAACACGGCCCAGACUCAGUUUACCCAGGAGGUGGACACCAUGGUAGUCAGGGAGGAUGGUUCGCUCAAGUCUCCUCUCGGUCGCCUGCUGGCGCCCACGACCCGCCACCAGCUGCUGCGUGUGACCCGUGCCAACGCUGGCGAUCUGCUCCUCCUCACCGCUGGAGCGCGCGAGCGGGUGCGCCCCCUGCUGGGGAAACUGAGACUGCAGUGUGCCGAGCUGCUGGAGGGUCACGGCGUGCGCGUGCGCGAUCCUGCCGUCUUCCACUUCCUCUGGGUGGUGGACUUCCCCCUGUUUUUGCCCAAAGAGGAUGCCCCGGGGCAGCUGGAAUCUGCCCACCACCCCUUCACCGCCCCGGUCCCCCAGGACGUCCCGCUGCUGUACUCAGAGCCCCACAAGGUGCGCGGGCAACACUACGACCUGGUUCUGAACGGCUGCGAGGUGGGCGGAGGGUCCAUCCGCAUACACAACUCCGCCCAGCAGCGCUACAUCCUGCAGAACGUCCUCAAAGAGGACGUAGUUCUCCUCACACAUCUGCUGGAGGCUCUGGAGUGUGGAGCCCCUCCGCAUGGGGGCAUCGCGUUAGGCCUGGACCGCCUGGUCUCCAUUAUCGUGGGUUCUCCCAGCAUCAGAGAUGUCAUCGCCUUCCCCAAGUCCUUCCGAGGUCAUGACCUCAUGAGCAACGCCCCCGAUUUCGUGGUGGAGGAGGAGCUGAAGCCGUAUUGCAUCUCAGUGGUUUGGCCCAGCGUUGAGGGCGCUGACAGAAGCCCUGCUCCGCCUCCUGAAGACUAAGGGAGCUAAGAGACUGUGGCAGGGUGGGUGUGGUCUCUGUCCCCUCCCCCUGAUCACUGGAAACAGCUUCUGAGCAGACCUGUGUCAUCCUCCUUGCUGUUCAGAACAUUAAAGUCUGUCCGUUCAAA